AUAUAAAUAAAUAUUUUGGUUUCCUUUUUCUCCUCUUUCUUUUCCAAAAACCAAAACCCUCCGUCUGCUGCCCCUCCGCCGUACUGCCACCGUCAACCGCCGUGCCGCUGCUGCCCGUGCCGUUGCCCGUGUGUAAUCCACCACCAAAUUUCAGUAAAAAGGAUCAUGGUGGGAUUUAAGAAUAGAUACAUGGUGAUGGAGGUUUCUUUGGAUCCAAAUAAAGACACUGCAUCAGAUAAGCCCAUCGUAAUCACUCAAUUUAACUUGACCAAAGCAAUCAGGGACGUCAUUCUAACAAACUUUGGUGAAUGUGGCCUCGCCUCUUCAGCAAAUUCAUUUCAAGUGAAGUAUGUGAAUCCAAUUACAAAACUUUGUAUCAUACGAGCAUCGAGAGAUGAGCAUCAAAAAGUUUGGGCUGCAAUAACAAUGGUCAGAAGUGUCGGGAGUUGCCCCGUGGUGUUCAACCUGCUAGACCUAAGUGGUAGUAUCAGGGCAUGUAGAGCUGCUGCUUUGAAAUGUGAUGAGUUCAAAUUUCAGCAGUACCAGUUGUCGGCCGGAGCUCGCCUUACACCAGAGGUUCAGCAGCAAAUGCAAAACUAUCUAGACAAGAUCAAAGUUUUGGAACAUUAACAUGACAAAAGUCUCAUGAAAACAUGCUGUCUUUUUGUUACUGUUCUUUUUGUCUUAAACCAUUUGAGUUAUACAAUAGGAUAUUUCAUUAACUUAUGCAACACAUGUUUACUCUAAAGUUAUGCUCGUUAGCAGGUUCCAGUAUUGCGUUUUUCUAACCAAGUGUACAUAUAUGCCUUCAGAACUUGAUGAAAUUAAUAGUUCGUUAAGGUCAUGUA
Molecule: messenger RNA, 848 nt
Organism: Lycium ferocissimum
Lineage: Eukaryota; Viridiplantae; Streptophyta; Magnoliopsida; Solanales; Solanaceae
Product: probable ribonuclease P/MRP protein subunit POP5
Exons: 4
Coding region: 166-630 (154 amino acids)
Biological process (GO): tRNA 5'-leader removal
Cellular component (GO): ribonuclease P complex
Source: RefSeq, a predicted model, not a curated record